Molecule: messenger RNA, 1821 nt
Organism: Penicillium cosmopolitanum
Lineage: Eukaryota; Fungi; Ascomycota; Eurotiomycetes; Eurotiales; Aspergillaceae
Exons: 7
Coding region: 1-1821 (606 amino acids)
Biological process (GO): positive regulation of transcription by RNA polymerase II
Cellular component (GO): nucleus
Molecular function (GO): transcription cis-regulatory region binding; DNA-binding transcription factor activity
Source: RefSeq, a predicted model, not a curated record
AUGCGAUCUUAUUCCGGCUGCUUGACUUGCAAGCGACGGAAGUUGAAAUUCGACGAGUCUAAACCAGACCAAGAGGUUGGUCCCUCCGCUCAAAAGCGCAAGUACAGGAGCAGCAAGAGGCAAAGGCGGCAUUCUGAACCCAGAGAUAACACCACCUGGGUAGAAGUUCCAAGUGACCUCACGUUUGUUCACGAAGAUCUGACAAAUACGGAAUCGCCAAGACUUUUACCAAGUGAACAGGCGAUCUCCAAUGGAGAAUCGAGUAGUUUACAUAAUAGCCCGGCGACUGCUGCUGGAACCGACGUGCUCAGAGACAAUGCGACGCCCGCGAGACUACCUCAUGCUUCAUUCGAAAUACAUCCUGCCUAUAUCGCACUGAACGACUCAGCGGCGGAAGAAGGUUCCAUCUUCUGCCCUCGCCCCCAGGGCGAUAUUCUUGGAUCCGAGAAAGUUGUUGCAUCUCAUCUCUUGCGGCAUUUCAAAACAGGACCUGGCCAAUGGAUGGAUCUUUUUGACACCACGGCAUACUUCUCCUCAAAGGUACCCGUUUUCGCAACGUCAAAGCCACUUUUGAGGUCUGCCAUUUGUGCCCUGUCUGCUAAGCACCUGCGGCAUCUUUCUCAACACGCAAACAUUGACGAUGAUGAAAAUUUUCGAACUCCCACAAGUCGUACAUCUGCACAUGUCUGGGGCAAUGAAGAAACGUGGAAGUAUUAUUCAGCGAUGUAUUAUGACCAAGCUCUCAAUUCCCUGAAAAAUAUUGUGACCUUGGGAUCAUACUUGGAUAAUCCCACCGACAAGGAAGAGAUGCUCGCAGCUGUCGCGAUUCUUUGCACUUUUGAAUUAAUGGGCGCACCCGACAAUCAGCACCCUGCCAUUGUUAUACCGCAGACAGCUGUCAAGGGACCGAUCUUCUGGAGCCUUGCAAGGCAGGAUCUGUUAUGCGCAUUCAUAAGCGAAUCUCAGACUCGCUUGAACCUAACAGAUAUGCAUCUUUGGCAGAAUGCGGGCCUUGCUACCGACUGCAAUGGUGAUAUUUUACCUUAUAGUCCAUUGAAUGUCCUAGAAAGUCAAAAUCUAUCGGGAUUGGGAUUUGAAGAGGAUAAGAAAAGCAAUGAACUUACAUGGAUCCUCGGCAAAAUUACAAAUCAUCUGACUGCGGGGGAUGCUUUAUCUGCUGAGGACAAUAAACUGCCACCAGACCAACGUCUAACUAUUGGACUGACACAGCAACAUUUAUUGCAAAGAUGGAAUCUUCUAAUGGCGGACCUUGAAAAGUGGCAUGACUCGCUUCCCCCAUCUUUCUUCCCGAGCGGUCGAACACAAAAGCUUGGCCCUAUUAUUCCUGGACUCGAGUUGACGCAGAGUUUCAAUACCUUCGAGCAGAUCUGGUUUGACUUGCCACUUGCUGCGGCGACGAUACAGAGCUAUCAUCAAGCGAAAAUAUUGCUACUGGCGAAUGAACCGCAAGAGUCAACAGCUCUUAGAUCAACAGUGUCAGCACGACUGAGAUCAUAUCGACAUGCCUUGGAAAAGGUAAUCCAUCAUGCACGCGAGAUAUGCGGCAUAAGUCUGGCGAAUUCAACGACAGAUUCAUUUCGGGUCAAUUCUGUUCAAGCACUCUUUGUUGCCGGCCAGGUUUUCCAGGACGAAGGCGAACAGAAUGCUAUCAUGGAAUUACUAUUUGAAAUUGAACGAGAUAUUGGCUGGACAACUAAGUUUCAUAUUGCCAAGCUCAAAGAUGAAUGGGAAAAAGGGAAACAAGGCAAUCACGUGGAGCGGGAUGAGCAUGGCUCCAGUCCUCACUGGUCGGUCUACUAG